AUGUCGACUUGUCCCCCAUUCGCGCCAUUCUUCGGCUUUGCUGGCGUCGCUGCAGCGAUGGUCUUUAGCACCGUCGGUGCAGCCUUUGGAACGUCGAAAGCAGGCAUUGGGAUUGCAGGUCUUGGUCAAUUCAAACCAGAACUUAUCAUGAAGUCGCUCAUCCCAGUCGUUAUGUCUGGAAUUAUCGCUGUCUAUGGAUUGGUCGUCUCGGUUUUGAUCUCAGGAUCCAUUUCGAACAAUUACUCCCUGUUUGCAGGCUUCGUUCAUCUCGCAGCAGGGUUGGCCUGCGGGUUUACUGGAAUGGCUGCCGGAUACGCUAUUGGCCAUGUCGGGGACUCAUGCGUUCGAGCGUAUGUUCACGAAUCCAAGAUCUUCGUCGGCAUGGUCCUAAUUCUCAUUUUCGCCGAGGUCCUCGGUUUAUACGGCCUUAUCGUGGCCCUCAUCAUGAAUACGAAGGUUUCGUCACAAAUCGCUGCUUGCUGAAUUUUCUCGCGAAUUCAUGCGUUGUCUUUUCUC
Coprinopsis cinerea okayama7#130 is the source of this 516-nucleotide messenger RNA. Its product is annotated as vacuolar ATP synthase proteolipid subunit. Gene Ontology annotation, biological process: proton transmembrane transport. Gene Ontology annotation, cellular component: proton-transporting V-type ATPase, V0 domain. The coding region runs from base 1 to 483 and encodes 160 amino acids. Gene Ontology annotation, molecular function: proton-transporting ATPase activity, rotational mechanism. The record is from RefSeq and is a predicted model, not a curated record. Lineage: Eukaryota; Fungi; Basidiomycota; Agaricomycetes; Agaricales; Psathyrellaceae. The transcript is spliced from 7 exons.